AUGAAGCGGUCGCUUGGAUUGAUCAUAGCUCUGUGGUCCGGGAUUUCGGUUCAGUCCAGAGACAUCGUCCAACUCGAGACUCUGCUCGAUUCUGUGGCAACAUCGGGGAAAAUCGUACGUUUCGCUUGCGGUCUUUCUGCUGGAGGCGCUGUUGAGUUCACAUGGACUAAAGGUGGAAACGUGAUAAUCAGUGACGACCGAAGAACGAUAAUGAACGACGUAGAUUCUUCGCUCCUGACAAUCCGGAGAGUCACCGUUCAGGACGCCGGGAACUACACAUGCAUCGCGAAAAACUUGAUUUCGGAAGACAGAAAAACUGCUUUCUUACGAGUCGAAGAAAUAUUGAAGGUGGAACGAAUGCACGAUGUGAGUACCACGGAAGGCAACUCCGUGCGUUUCUCCUGCGGAUUGGCGCGUGGUUCCGGAUCGUUUACCUGGACAAAGGACGGGACGGUGAUUAGCAAAAAUGAAAGAUUCAAGAUCCUGGGUGAUGACGAGACGUCCGUGCUGACUAUACGAACGGUCAACCUGAACGACUCCGGAAACUACACUUGCAUUGCGAAAAAUCUUUUCGCAGAGGACAGGACAACUGCGAAACUUCUUGUCAAAGAAGGGAGCGGUGUAUCGUUAUCAUGGACGUUCGGAGGACAGUUGUUGAAAACCGAUUCCAAAUAUCGAAUAACAAGUGGAAUGGCGGAGAGCAUUCUGACAGUCUCCAACGCUCAGCCGAAGGAUGCCGGACAAUAUACCUGUAUCGGCAAAACAUUGUUGUCCGAGGACCGGGUGACGGCACGAUUGAAAGUUGAGGAUAUCGUGAAGUUGGAAUUCGCUCAAGACAAAACCACCGAAGUGGGCAAAUCUGUGAGAUUGGGAUGUAUGCUGCAAAGCGGGGAGAACGUCGAUUUCGUUUGGACGCACAACGGACAAGUUUUGAAGUACGAUAACCGGAUCGCCAUCAGUUCGUACAGCGAAACGUCGACGCUCACGAUCAAGUCGGCUAUCCAAUUCGAUACCGGGAAUUACACCUGUAUCGCCAAAAACGAAUUUUCUGAAGACAGGAUCACAGCCCAGCUCCUCGUUCAGGCCACCGUACAGCUGGAAGACAUGAGCAACAAGGUCGUAGAUGCUGGCCAACCGGUGCGUCUCUCGUGUGUUCUGCAGCGGGGACACAAUGUUCAAUUCGUGUGGACCAAGAACGGACAAGUUUUGAGGUCAGACUCUCGAAUCGCGCUCAACAGUUACGCGGAAAUGUCGUCGCUGAACAUCGAGCACGCGUCGCAGUCGGAUUCCGGGGGUUACACUUGCAUUGCUAAAAAUCAACUUGCCGAGCAUCGCGUCGCCGCGACACUGACCGUGAAAGACAUCGUCCGCCUCGAACCCCUUGGAAACCGAGUGCAGAGUGUUGGAAAGAUGGUUCGCUUCGCUUGUGUUGUACAAAGCGGCGAGAACGUUGACUUCACUUGGACGAGAAAUGGUCAGGUAUUGAGCUCGAACCCUGAUAUCGCCAUAGCGAGCAUGGCUGGGGUGUCAUCAUUGACCAUAAGACAAGUUCAUCAGACCGACGCGGGACUUUACACCUGCGUUGGGAAAAGUGAAACGUCCGAAAACCGAGUCACAGGAGAGCUGAUGGUGCAAGGUACAUCUUUUCUCCGAGUAACGACGAAUGGUCUCGAGAGUUUCGAGCCUUUCAUCCUCCUGGGCGGUCAGAUAGAUUCACAGGAGUCGAUGCUGCCAUGUAGUGGUUAG
Molecule: messenger RNA, 1746 nt
Organism: Galendromus occidentalis (western predatory mite)
Lineage: Eukaryota; Metazoa; Arthropoda; Arachnida; Mesostigmata; Phytoseiidae
Product: peroxidasin homolog
Exons: 7
Coding region: 1-1746 (581 amino acids)
Source: RefSeq, a predicted model, not a curated record